Sphaeroforma arctica JP610 is the source of this 288-nucleotide messenger RNA. RefSeq lists its product as hypothetical. Gene Ontology annotation, biological process: transmembrane transport. Gene Ontology annotation, cellular component: membrane. The transcript has a single exon. The record is from RefSeq and is a predicted model, not a curated record. Lineage: Eukaryota; Ichthyosporea; Ichthyophonida. The annotation marks the transcript as partial. Gene Ontology annotation, molecular function: channel activity.
GCUUUGGGCUUGCGUUCUACGUGGCCGUGGCAUCGUUCGGAAGCGUCUCCGCAACGCUCAACCCCUGCACGAUGUUUGCCAAAUGGAUCUGUGGCAAAGUCACCACCGAAGAAUGGAUCGUGCUCUCGGUCGCCGAGUUUAUUGGGGCCUUUAUAGGGGCCUUUCUGGUAUGGCUGACGUACUUGGGGCACUUUAGUCUUAUUCCUGAGGUGCCUGAUAAUGACGAGAUGAAGCAGAUUAAACUGGCGCCUACGUCUGUACGAGAGGCAUACAUCUCUAAUCCCAAAG